Aspergillus alliaceus is the source of this 1581-nucleotide messenger RNA. RefSeq names its product RNA-binding signal recognition particle subunit SRP54. Gene Ontology annotation, molecular function: GTPase activity; endoplasmic reticulum signal sequence receptor activity; ATP hydrolysis activity. Gene Ontology annotation, cellular component: signal recognition particle, endoplasmic reticulum targeting; cytosol. The record is from RefSeq and is a predicted model, not a curated record. Gene Ontology annotation, biological process: SRP-dependent cotranslational protein targeting to membrane, translocation; SRP-dependent cotranslational protein targeting to membrane. Lineage: Eukaryota; Fungi; Ascomycota; Eurotiomycetes; Eurotiales; Aspergillaceae. The transcript has 2 exons. Bases 1 to 1581 code for a protein of 526 amino acids.
AUGGUCCUUCAGGAUCUCGGCCGGCGUAUCAACGCCGCCGUCAAUGACCUGACUAGGUCCAACAAUCUAGACGAGAAGGCUUUUGAUGACAUGAUAAAAGAGAUUUGUGCGGCCCUUUUAUCGGCUGACGUAAACGUCCGUCUCGUCCAGUCACUUCGGAAAUCCAUCAAAUCCAGCGUGAACUUUGCCUCUUUGCCAUCCGCCGUCAACAAGAAGAGGUUAAUUCAGAAAACUGUUUUCGAUGAGUUGGUCGCUCUGGUAAAUCCACAUGCAGAGUCGUUUCGCCCUAAGAAAGGCCGAUCCAACGUGAUUAUGUUUGUUGGUCUUCAGGGUGCCGGUAAGACGACUACUUGUACGAAGCUGGCCAGACAUUAUCAGAUGAGGGGUUUCAAAACGGCACUUGUUUGCGCGGAUACUUUCCGUGCCGGUGCUUUUGACCAGCUGAAGCAGAAUGCGACAAAGGCCAAGAUCCCUUACUAUGGAAGUCUGACACAGACCGACCCCGCUGUGGUGGCGGCCGAGGGUGUCGCUAAAUUCAAGAAGGAGCGUUUCGAGAUUAUCAUCGUCGAUACUAGUGGCCGUCACAAGCAGGAAGAGGAGCUUUUCACGGAAAUGACUCAGAUUCAGACCGCUGUCACCCCGGAUCAGACUAUCUUGGUCCUUGACAGUACGAUCGGUCAGGCAGCUGAAGCCCAGUCAGCGGCUUUUAAGGCGACGGCUGACUUCGGUGCCAUUAUUAUUACGAAGACAGACGGUCACGCAGCUGGAGGUGGUGCUAUUUCCGCUGUGGCGGCCACGCAUACUCCCAUUAUCUUCCUUGGUACGGGUGAACAUAUGAUGGACCUCGAACGCUUCGAACCGAAAGCUUUUGUUCAGAAGCUACUGGGAAUGGGUGACAUGGCAGGAUUAGUCGAGCACGUUCAGGCCGUGACCAAGGACUCAGCAGCUGCCAAGGAGACUUACAAACAUAUCUCGGAAGGUAUCUAUACGGUGCGCGAUUUCCGAGAGAAUAUUUCUUCCAUUAUGAAAAUGGGUCCUCUGUCCAAACUUUCUGGCAUGAUCCCUGGCUUGUCAAAUCUCACUGCAGGCCUAGAUGACGAAGAUGGCUCACUCAAACUCCGCCGCAUGAUUUACAUCUUUGACAGUAUGACCACGGCAGAGCUUGACAGCGACGGCAAAAUCUUUGUGGAGCAACCCAGCCGUAUGGUCCGUAUUGCCUGUGGUAGCGGCACGACCGUGCGCGAGGUCGAAGACCUUCUAUCGCAGCACCGCAUGAUGGCUGGUAUGGCCAAGCGCGUCGGUGGGCAGAAGAAGCAGAUGCAACGAGCCCAAAACAUGCUCAAGGGUGGCAACAAAGAGCAACAGCUUGCAGCGAUGCAGAAACGAAUGGCUUCCAUGGGCGGUGCCGGUGGCGCAGGUUUCCCUGGAAUGCCUGGUAUGGGCGAUAUGGCUAAGAUGAUGCAGAUGUUCCAAGGACAGGGCGGUGGCAGCGGUUUGCCCGGCCUUGGAGGGAUGGAUUUACAGGGUAUGAUGAGCCAGAUGAGUGGAUUGAUGGGCGGAGGACGUGGUAGAGGACGGUGA